CUGUCGAAUUUGACGUUCUUUAUACACAUCUUUCGCAUCAUCCAUACAUACAAUUUUGUGCAAAACUGAGUACUGAUUUCAAAUUUAUUUUAUUAAAUUUUCUAAAUUGCAAAAUAAUUUUGGAAUGCGUUCCCGUUCCCGUUCCCGAACGAGAUCACGUAGCCGGCAUCAUUCACCUGAGAAGCGAAGACACGAUUCACGUGAUCACGAUGAUAGAAGUGAAAGGGUAAGGAGCCAUCGCAGACGCAGGCCUUCACGUUCAAGAACUAAAUCGCGGACACCAUCACGCUCACGGUCAAGAUCACGGACACGUAGAGGAUCCGUGGAAAGUCGCCGGGACAAACGUGAGAAGUAUCAACAUAGAGAUAAUAAUCGGUCGAAAUCAAGGUACAGGAGGAGUACUAGUCGUUCUGCCCCUGCAGACGAUAAACAAAGUGUUGAAAGAUGGCCUAAUGACAAGUUUCAUGAAAAUAAUUAUGGUGGACGUCAGAGUAAUCCCUUUCGCGGCGGAGCUAGUGGAAAUAACCAUCAACAGAAAAAGUCUUCAAACUACUUGGAAGCACGACGGGAACAACGUGAAUUGAUCGGCAUAGAAGGUACAGAGGAUGUUUGGGCUAAAAGCCCAGCGCAUCCAGAAGUAUAUUCAGACGACGAAUUAGAUGAUCCAGAUUUUAAAAUACUGGAUGGCACUUAUAAAAAGCCAAAAAAGAAGAAAAGUAAAGCUAAAAAGAAGAAAUCAAAAAAGCGCAAAAGUAGUAGCAAAAAGAAAUCCAAAAGCAAACGAAGCAAAAAGAAGAAAGUGUCGAGCUCUAGUAAUACAUCCAGUUCAAGCUCAGAUUCCUCCUCAGAUGACAGUUCUGAUAGUGAUAGUUCGGAAAGCGAAAGUUCUUCGGACUCGGAUUCUGAAGCAGAGGAGAUGUGGUUGGAAAAGAAUGUAGACGGAGUCAAACCCAUAAAAAAGAAAUCCAAAACCAAAAAACACAAGAAAAAUAAAAAACGCUCAAAACAUGUAGCAAGCAAAUCUAGUACGGAUAAACCACGAUCCUCACACGAUGUUGGCGUCGGUGGUGAAGAGUUCGGACCCACACUAAGGCAAACUAGUGGUUUAAGUCAGAAAGAUUUCGGACGUGCUCUUUUACCUGGUGAAGGUGCCGCUAUGGCAGCUUAUAUUGCAGAAGGAAAACGAAUUCCACGUCGUGGUGAAAUUGGUUUGACAUCCGAGGAGAUUGCCAACUUUGAAUCCGUUGGUUAUGUUAUGAGCGGUAGUAGACAUCGCCGCAUGGAAGCUGUUCGUAUUCGUAAAGAAAAUCAAAUCUAUUCUGCAGAUGAAAAACGAGCAUUGGCCAUGUUUAGCAAAGAGGAGCGGCAGAAGCGUGAAAAUAAAAUUUUGUCACAAUUUAAGGACAUGGUUAAUUCCAAGGUACAUGCGAAAGAGAAGAAAUAAUUUAUGGUUAAUGUGUGUACAUAAAUAAAUUUAAGGAAUUAAUAAUGUAUGCUUCUAAUGUGAUGAUACCAUUAAAAACUGAACUUUUGAAAUUUUA
Molecule: messenger RNA, 1541 nt
Organism: Zeugodacus cucurbitae (melon fly)
Lineage: Eukaryota; Metazoa; Arthropoda; Insecta; Diptera; Tephritidae
Product: NKAP family protein CG6066
Exons: 2
Coding region: 125-1444 (439 amino acids)
Biological process (GO): regulation of gene expression
Cellular component (GO): nucleus
Molecular function (GO): chromatin binding
Source: RefSeq, a predicted model, not a curated record